UGUCUGCUUUGCGACAACGCAGCGGAGGGCUCCCUCAGAAACCCGGGGGUUAGGAGCGGCGCGCGGUGAUGACGUUUCGGGUGCGCCUCUGCUGCUGCCCAUGAUAGCGAUAGGCCGUAUUCAGUGGGCGGGGCCACGACUAGAACGCGGAAGUGGCUAUGGCUAGGCAGGCCAAUCAGCAAACGCGGUGUUUGCAUAUAGUGGCGUCGCAGUUGGGGAUUGGAAGCUGAUCUGAGGGAAAGGGGACUACCUUGCAAGAUUGUUGUGAGCUCCUCACAAGAAGAGAAAGGCUCUACUCGCAGAGCUUGGAAAUAGUUGCUUUGAGUGUGUUUACACUGUAGAAAUAAUGCAGUUUGACAACAGUUUUAACCGCCAUGGCUCCAUCUGAGAGAAUCCUGGGACUUGUAGUUUUCGAGGCUCCAGGAGCUCGCUGGAGAAGGCUAAAAGGCCUUGCAAAACUACAGUUCCCAGGAUUCCAUGGGAUGGAGAUGGCGAACUUCAGAGGGGUGUCAAACUGCAUUACUGUAUUUAGAUGGUUCAAAGGAUGACUUUUCUAAAGCUGCUCAAUGAAGCAGCAGCAGAGGAAGAAACUUCAUCCUAUGCCCAAUAUUAAUUGCUGUUAUUAAGCUUUGUUUAUAUAGCGCAGUAAAUUUACACACAGCGCUGUAAGUGCCAUCGAUCAAAACAGGCAAAACAAACCUGCCAAUGGCAUACAUUCUGCGAGAAUAAUGAAAUAUAAUACAUAUCCGUACAUGUUAACACUCAGUAAAAUAUGGCAGACAACAAAUCAGAACAACGGCUGCAUCCAGACUGGAGAAAUCACCCAGUUGGGUGUCGCUUUCACUCUUUUCUGGCUCAAGGCUAUGGAAUUCUGGGAGUUGGAGCAGAGCAUUGGAGAAUACUUGCUCAUAGGGAAUCAUUGGGAAACACUUGUCCACAUGGCAAGUAUUCUUCAGUGAUUUUCUAUGGGCAAGUCUGGUUUCUCUAUGAGCAACUACUCUGCAGUCAUUCCCUAUGGGCAAGUACUGUCAUUUGUUUCAGUAUGUCCCAUACUGAGCCAGGGAAGUUAAAGCGAACUCAAACUGGAUUGUUUCUGCAGUGUGUUUUGGGCCUAACGCUACCCCUUGUGCUUGGUUCUAGUGGUUUCAGAGAGUCCACCCAAGAGGCAUCACUUCCCUCCAGCAAUGGCUCUGCUCCAAGCCACCGGAAGGGAGAGUUCCCAUGGGAUAAUAAGGAUUUCCGGUACCUGCUGGUCAUGGGGGCUGGCGUUGCCUCUGGCUUCCUGUAUUUCUACUGGCGAGACCCAGGCAGAGAGAUCAACUGGAAGCACUUUGUGCAAUACUAUCUGGCCAGAGGAGUGGUAGAGCGGCUGGAAGUGGUGAACAAGGAGUUUGUGCGAGUGUUCCCAGUCUCUGGUGUCACCUCAGAGAAGUACGUCUGGUUCAACAUUGGCAGUGUGGAUACCUUUGAGCGAAACCUGGAGGCUGCCCAACAGGAACUGGGGAUCGACAUGGCCCACCAGGUCUCAGUGGUGUACAGCACCGAGAGCGAUGGCUCCUUCCUGGUGAGCAUGGUGCCCACCUUGCUCCUGGUUGGCUUCCUGCUCUUCUCUCUGAGACGGGGGCCCAUGGGAAGCGGGCGCAGGGGACGAGGACCAGGAGGGAUCUUCAGCGUGGCAGAGACCACGGCAAAGAUCACAAAGGGCAACAUUGAGGUGCAGUUCAAGGAUGUGGCUGGCUGCGAGGAAGCCAAGCUGGAGAUCAUGGAGUUUGUCAACUUCCUGAAGAACCCCAAGCAGUACCAGGAGCUUGGGGCCAAGAUCCCAAAGGGUGCAAUGCUGACAGGCCCCCCGGGCACCGGCAAAACUCUCUUGGCCAAAGCAACUGCCGGAGAAGCCAACGUCCCUUUCAUUACCGUGAAUGGCUCAGAGUUCCUGGAGAUGUUUGUUGGAGUUGGACCAGCAAGGGUGAGGGACAUGUUUGCUUUGGCCCGGAAGAAUGCCCCCUGCAUCCUUUUCAUUGAUGAGAUCGAUGCCGUUGGGAGGAAACGAAGCCAUGGACAGUUUGGGGGCCAAAAUGAGCAGGAAAACACCCUCAACCAGCUUCUGGUGGAGAUGGAUGGGUUCAACAGCAGUACAAAUGUGGUGGUUCUCGCAGGCACCAACCGGCCUGACGUCUUGGACCCAGCAUUGAUGCGACCGGGGCGCUUUGAUCGGCAGAUUUAUAUUGGCCCACCGGACAUCAAAGGCAGAGCAUCAAUCUUCAAAGUCCACCUCCGACCUCUCAGACUAGAAAUUGAUAUCAGCAGAGACUCUCUGGCAAGGAAGAUGGCUGCCCGGACCCCAGGAUUCACAGGGGCCGAUAUUGCCAACGUGUGCAACGAAGCUGCCCUCAUUGCUGCGCGACACGCCAGCCCCACCGUGAAUGAGAAGCACUUUGAACAGGCCAUUGAGAGGGUCAUUGGGGGGCUUGAAAAGAAGACUCAAAUCCUGCAGCCAAAUGAGAAGACAAUUGUGGCUUACCAUGAGGCAGGACACGCUGUGGUCGGGUGGUUCUUGGAGCAUGCAGACCCCUUGCUCAAGGUCUCCAUCAUCCCUCGAGGAAAGGGCUUGGGGUAUGCGCAGUACCUUCCCCGGGAGCAGUUCCUCUACACCCGGGAGCAGCUCUUUGACAGGAUGUGCAUGAUGUUGGGAGGGCGUGUGGCCGAGCAGCUGUUCUUCGGGCGGAUCACCACCGGUGCCCAGGACGAUCUCCAGAAGGUGACCCAGAGCGCCUACGCCCAGGUUGUGCAGUUUGGGAUGAGUGACAAGCUGGGCCAGCUCUCCUUUGACCUCCCGCAGCCAGGCAACCUUGCUCCCGAAAAGCCCUACAGCGAAGCCACGGCUGAGCUGAUCGAUGAGGAGGUCCGGGCCUUGAUCACCACAGCCCACCAGAAGACCCAGGCCCUGCUGACACGUUGCCGGGACCAAGUGGAGAAGGUCGGAAAGCGUCUCCUGGAGAAGGAAGUGCUGGAGAAAGCAGACAUGGUGGAGCUGCUUGGCCCAAGGCCCUUUGCAGAGAAAUCCACCUAUGAGGAGUUUGUGGAGGGCACCGGGAGCUUAGAGGAAGACACCUCCCUCCCUGAAGGACUGAAGGACUGGAACCUGGAGCAGAAGGAGGAAGAAGAGGCAGAGGAAGAGGGCCAAGGACAGAGGAGCCAGGAGAAGGCUUUGUAGUGGAAAAAAUACCAACACACGCUUUAUUGGUGUGGAGCACCAGGUGUAUUUUCUGUAGACAUCAGCCUCAGGUGAAAUGUCUCUCUCCCUGGGAGCCUUGAUAGGAUGAUGUUUCCAUGGGAUCAGAAGUCAGGCAGGCCUUUGCCACAGAACCAUGGGACCAGAUUGCUUCCUUCUGAGCUGUCGGGUGUCUUUUUCACCAAGCGGCAAUCUGAAGGCCUUUGUUUGCAAGCCUCUUUUGGUGAUGGGAUGAAGGACAGGCAGUGGAGAGCAGAGAAAAGCAGGUGCCGUUCCCUGUAACAGAUGGCAGACACCAUCUGAAGCAGUGGCCUCCCCAAACCUGGUUUUCUGAUCUUGUAUUGUGAUCCUGUACUCUGGGAAGAUGAUCCAGCCUGAAGAAGCCAUCUUCUUUCCUGCCAACCACUCCUCUUCUGGGACUGUGGGUUGCCUUAUGCUGCUCAGUGCCUUUACUGCGGCUACUUUGGCUUUCUCUUCCCACUGGUCUGCCUGACUGCCUUCCUACUGUGCCUACAGUCCAAAGGGUUCAAGAGAAGGCCCUGCUGAAGCCAAACCAAAGAAAAGGAGUGAGCAAGAUCUUUAAGAAUUGUGGGGAUUUUCUCUUUGGUGGCAGUAGUGACUCUGAGGGGUAUCUUCUUUUGGUGGAUGCAGAUGGGAAGAGGACCCCAUUGGACAAGGGCUGUCUCAAACAUGGUGCUAGGUGAAAUGGUGCUACUAGAAUCCUUUACUCCCUUCCUCUUCUUGACGUGAUAUGGCCCAGAGGAUCCUGGGAGCAGGAGAUUGCAGCAUAGCCAGUCACACUGCAUCAGCAGACUUUCUCUUGGCUCAUUCCCACACAGUGAUUUCUUGCGUCUGAACACCUUCCCUGCAACUGGGGCUUUGUGUCCCAAGAGCAGGCCAGGAAAUGAACGACAAAUGCUUUUGAACCCCAUAUCCAGUGUGUACUGAAAUCUAGCUGAGCUCUUUGGGAUGCCUUUGAGCCUGACUUUCUGCUGAUUUUUGCCUUGAAAAUGCCAGCCAGGAUGUGGUGCUGAUGCAUGUCCAGCACUUUCCCCCCCUUAGAUCAACUCCUCACCCCCCUCAUUGACCUCAGGAUCAUCUGUCUUUGGGUCAAUGGUAUAAUUCAAUUUUAAGACAAACCUAAGGAGAUCUUCAACCAGGAGGUGAAGACACCGUGGCCCAUUUCCUCAGAUGCUGGUUUUCAGCACUCCUUACGGGUCCACACUCCUCACUCAUCUACCAAAGAACUUAGACAUUCCUACCAGUAGCAUUUGCUGUUGUUAUGUGCUGUCAAGUCAGUUUCGGCUUACAGCAACCCUUUGAAUGAGAGACCUCCAAGAGCCCCAGUCUGAUCUUGCAAAGUCAGGGAGCCUUGAUGGAAUCAAUCCAACUGUUAUGUUGUGACCAUUCUGCCCAGGAUUCUUCCCAAGGGCAUUACGACUAUUAGUAUUUAUCCUUCCAGUGCCCACAGGGUAGAGCUUGUCCUGAACUUAGCAAAGCCUAUCCCAUCCCCACAGCCCAUGAAAUACGUGCAUUGACCUGUCCCUCCCUUUGUCCCAUUCCUGUUCUGACAUUACAUAGAAUCGUAAUGGUAAGGGCCAUCCACUCCACCAUUAAAACUGUCCUGAGAGAUGUCUAUCCAGCCUCUGUUUAAAGACCUCAAAGGAGAGUCUCCAAGAAAGUUCUUGCUAAUGUUUAGCUGAAAUCUCUUUUCUUGCCAUUUGGAAGCAUUGGCUCAUGUUCUAAUAUCUGGAGCAGCAGAAAACAAGUUUUGCCACCUUCCAGUCUUCUUUUCUCAAACUAAACAUACACAGUUCUCUGUGCCCUUUCUUAUAGGACCUGUUUUCUCGAUCCUUUGCCAUCUUGGUUGCCCCCACCACCUUACUUACUUGGAUUGCGGCCCUUCUGAGGCAUCUGACCUGCAAAAUCUCCAAAUUGCUUCUGGAAAGUGACUCUUCAGGAACAACAUCUACUGACUCAGCUGCAUUCUGGUGGCCUUUUGAAAGUCAUACCUUGCUGCAUUCAAAGACCAAAUGGAGUCCUGGACCCUUUUGUUUUCCUUUCCAGAAGGCAACACCUGCUGAGGAGGAGGUGUUCACCCCAGUUCCUCCACCUUGGGUAUCCUACAAAGAAUUGUAGUACCCAUUUCCAUAUGGUUUGUUCUCACAUAGCCAGAGGCUCCUAUACUUCAAUGACUUCUCAGUGACCAUUGUGGGAACUGAAUGCUGGCUUAGAGGACCUCUUUGGAGAAAUCCAAAUUCAGGGCUCUUUGUGUUUUUGGUCUGUGCUGGAAAUAUCUUCUGCAACUAUGCCUAACGUUGUUAUAUCUUACAAGGCAGAAUUUGGUCUUAUUGCUGCACCUCUUAGUAGAAUUUAGCAGCUGGUUUUUUGGACAAAGCUAUUGCAACUCUUUUGAUACUCCUAUGCAUCCUAUUCUUUCAUCUCCCCCUUGGCGUGUGUGCGCCUUCAAAUUGCCAGUUGAUUUACAGCGGCCCCAUGAAUUGCACAGGGUUUUCUUAAGCAAGUGAUACUCAGAGGUGGUUUUGCCAGUUCCUUCCUCUGAAACGGAGCCUAUAGCACCUGGUAUUGGCAAUCUCCCAUCCAGGGCUGGCCUAGAUUAGCUUCCAAGAUCAGACUUGCAAGCAUGUAGUAGAUGGCUCUUCUAUUUUGUCCCCCCAUGUUAGGAAGAGAGGAAUCUACUGCCAGGUUAGUGCUCUUUUUCUGUGUCUCACACAGGGCUUUCUCCCUUCCUUUUUAAAAAAUUGUACACCUACAGAUUUAGUCUCGUACAAUAGUAUGAAAACCUAGCCUGUUCUUAAAAUGUCCAUAGCAUUCAAACAGCCUUCACCCACCCACCCCCCCCAAAGUGAACCUCAUUGUUUGCAGGAAGAGGAAGUGUCUCUCUUUGGUACAUAGAUUGCAUAAAUUCUGAAGGUCUGUGUAGAGGACAAUAUCCAACAAAAUGUUAAGUGCUCCUAAUAUUAAGGGAAGGUACUGGGGUGGAUAUGGCAACUUUAUAUCUGGAAUAGCAAUGGAGGGGGGCAUAUCAACUUUACCUGUAUUUGGGGUAGUGGUGUGGAGGUGACACCCCAACUUUACCUACAUCUGGGUUAAACUGAGAGACAUGUCAGGACCAAAAGAAUUAAAGGAGACCUCCAGGUGAGGAUUAUCUUGCUAAACCAAACCUAGUUGGAUGGAGUUCAACCUCAUCAUUACCAGUGGGAAGCAAAGCUCCUCCUUGUUUGGAAACGGGGGGGAAAGGCACAUUGUGGACUGCAGUUUCUAGGUAGAACUACUGGGACCCAACUGUGCUGUGGAUUCCUGCCUUGGCAGGCAUUCAUUCUAUGCAAAGACAAAGGAAAGGAAUUUGUCAGCCUUGGAAAUGUCACAGCAUUUAUUUGUUGCUUUUAAAACUCCUAUUUUCUUGUG
Messenger RNA from Sceloporus undulatus (fence lizard), 6661 nucleotides. RefSeq names its product AFG3-like protein 1. The coding region runs from base 773 to 3214 and encodes 813 amino acids. The transcript has 14 exons. The record is from RefSeq and is a predicted model, not a curated record. Gene Ontology annotation, cellular component: membrane; m-AAA complex. Gene Ontology annotation, molecular function: ATP-dependent peptidase activity; metalloendopeptidase activity; ATP hydrolysis activity. Gene Ontology annotation, biological process: mitochondrial protein processing; protein-containing complex assembly. Lineage: Eukaryota; Metazoa; Chordata; Lepidosauria; Squamata; Phrynosomatidae.